Molecule: messenger RNA, 1620 nt
Organism: Penicillium daleae
Lineage: Eukaryota; Fungi; Ascomycota; Eurotiomycetes; Eurotiales; Aspergillaceae
Product: putative GABA permease (Uga4)
Exons: 8
Coding region: 1-1620 (539 amino acids)
Biological process (GO): transmembrane transport
Cellular component (GO): membrane
Molecular function (GO): transmembrane transporter activity
Source: RefSeq, a predicted model, not a curated record
AUGCAUCCCAAGCCGACAGGAAAAGACGAUAGGACAGCCGAGGCUGGUGGGGUGGCUGUCGCGCCUGGGCUUGCGGAGCCGAGUGAUUUGCAGUUGUUGGCCAAAAUGGGCUAUAAGCAGGAAUUGAAAAGACAGUACUCCACGCCGCAAAUGUUUGCGAUCGCGUUUAGCAUUAUGGGUCUUGUACCGUCUAUCGCGUCGACUAUCGCAUUUUCACUACCGGCAGGUCCUGUUGGGAUGGUUUGGGGAUGGUUCACGGCGAGUAUCUUCAUUAUUGUGGUUGCAUUGGCUAUGUCCGAUUUGGCAUCUGCAAUGCCAACGGCUGGAGGUCUAUAUUUUUGGACCCAUUAUUUUGCCGAUGAGAAGUACAAGAACCCUUUGAGCUUCUUGAUUGGCUAUUCAAACACGCUGGGCCUCAUUGGCGAUACAUUUGCACUCAUGAUUCUAUCUUGUGUCUCUAUUUCUGGCGACUCGGACUGGACAGCCUCACGCGGCGUGAUCUACGCUGUUUAUGUGGGGUUGAUCCUUUUCCACGGGCUAUCUGCUGCUGUCUUAGGCCGCGUGAUGCCCAAGAUCCAGACGACCUGUAUUUACAUCAACAUCGGUCUGAUAGUUGCUACCGUGAUUGCAUUACCCGUUGGAAAGGUCGCUCGAGGCGGAUCUUUGAAUUCGGGCAAAUAUGUUUUCAGUCAAGUUGAAAAUGAAACAGGGUGGCCGACUGGGUGGGCCUUCAUGCUUGCUUGGCUCGCUCCAAUUUGGUCUAUUGGUUCCUUCGAUUCUUGUGUGCACAUGAGCGAGGAAGCUAUGCAUGCUGCUAGAGCUGUGCCGCUAGGUAUCAUGUUCUCUGCUGGCUCGGCUCUCGUCUUCGGCUUCUUGGUGCUCGCUGUUAUGGCUGCCACCAUGAAUCCGGAUGUGUCGCAAACUCUGGGUAGCAAGUUUGGACAACCAAUGGCGCAGAUCUACUAUGACGCACUGGGCAAAAAUGGUGCCUUGGGUUUCAUGAUUGUACUAUGUAUCGUCCAGUAUCUGAUUGGCCUUAGCUUGCUUGUGGCCGCAUCACGCCAAGCAUGGGCGUUCUCGCGCGAUGGGGCUUUUCCAUUCUCCAACUUCUUCCGCCAGAUCAGCAGACGGUUUCAAUACCAGCCCGUACGCAUGAUUAUUGGUCUUGUAGUGAUCUGUCUCAUCUUGGGUCUACUGUGCAUUAUCAACAAUGCUGCUACAAACGCCUUAUUCUCCUUGUUCGUUGCGAGCAACUAUCUAUCUUGGGGUAUGCCGAUCUUCUGCCGAUUGGUCUGGGGCGAACAUCGAUUCAAGCCGGGAGAGUUCUAUACUGGCCGCUUCAGUAGGCCAAUCGCAUGGAUUGCUGUUCUCUACUUGCUUUUUGGUGUGGUUUUGUCGAUGUUUCCCAACGCAGCGCCGAAUCCGGGUCCGCCUGAUAUGAAUUAUACAGUUGUUAUCAAUGGCUUUGUCUGGAUUGGUUGUAUGGCCUAUUACUUCCUGUUUGCCAAACACUGGUUCACGGGGCCGCGAACAACAGUCGACGAAGAUCGCUCUACUGAGUCAGAUACCGCUAUUGUCAAUUCUUUGCCCAACGACUCCCACAUAUCAAAGGAAAAUUAA